Molecule: messenger RNA, 846 nt
Organism: Copidosoma floridanum
Lineage: Eukaryota; Metazoa; Arthropoda; Insecta; Hymenoptera; Encyrtidae
Source: RefSeq, a predicted model, not a curated record
AUGAAUGGAGCCAUCGACACAAACAAGUUGAAUAAACUGCUUCAAUCGAAGGGCGAUGUUGACUGUUUGAUCGCAGAAGUCGAAGAUGAAAUGUCACAUGCCCUGAUUGCUGGACUGAUCAAAGAUCCCGCAAACUACAAAGAAGCUGUCGCAUCUUCGGAUCGCGAUAAAUGGCUCAGAGCAAUUGAUGAAGAACUGGAAUCAAUGCGGAAAAACCAAGUGUGGAAACUUGUAGAAAGACCAACCGUAAACGCUGAAGGUGGCAAGCCCAACAUUAUCGACUCUAGAAAAAAUAGAGAAGAGUCUGAAGAUGCUAGAGAGUGUAGCACAACUGUAACGAGAGAAAAUGUGCCGUACAGAGAAGCAGUCGGUAGCCUGCUGUAUUUAGCCAACACAAUUAGACCAGACAUUUCAUACUCAGUGAACGUACUGAGUAGACAUCAAAUCGGCCCAACUGAAGAUGAUUGGAAAAUGGUCAAACGGGUAUUUCGAUAUUUACAACACACAAGGACCCUAGGAUUAAUUUACAGAGGCUGUAAAGAUGGAUUAGAAGCCUAUUCAGAUGCGAGUUUGGCAGACUGUAAAGGCUCAAUAACAACAGGUGGAUAUCUUCUAAGGCUGUAUGGGGAUACAGUUGCUUGGAAAACAAGAAAGCAGAACUAUGUUGCUAUUUCAACCUGCGAAGCAGAAUAUGUAGCAAUGUGCAACGCAAGUCAAGAAUUGAUUGGACUAGAGCCCUCUAUAAGUAUUAUAUUGUCUUGCACUUUAUUGCCCGCGGAUCUACGCUCGUCGGAAUCAACCACAAUGAGUGACCCAGAAGUCCACGCGCUCCACAUCAUUGGCUGA